GCUGAUGGCCAUAGAUUCGUCCGAAUGGCAUUGUUGAGAUUCUUUCAAAAAACAAUUCUUUUUUUAAUUCUUCAAUCAACAACUAGAAAAUCUCAAAAGUUAAAAAAAAAAAAAAAUCUACUUUGCAACUAAGAUUUUUCUGUCAUCUGCAAGAUUAUUUUUUUCUCUUCUGAUCAGACAUGAACUGUCUUCAAAAUCUUCCAAGUUUCAGAUCCUAUGCAUUGCCAUUUCAUGGUUUCAAGUGCAAUCCUAGAAAACCCUUUUCAUGUUCUAUUAAUAUGAUGGGAGGGAAGAAUUCUGGUGAUAUACCGCGAAGUAUGGAAGUUAAGGCAAUUUCAGGUUCCACAUCAAGUGAAAAGAGGAGUAGCUCUGACUCAGAGGAGGGGAAAUCCGAGAUAUAUAGUCAUAAUAUGACAGAAGCUAUGGGUGCUGUUUUAACUUAUAGGCAUGAACUGGGAAUGAACUAUAACUUUAUCCGUCCAGACCUAAUUGUGGGUUCAUGUUUGCAGACUCCUAAAGACGUUGACAAGCUUCGUAAAGUCGGAGUGAAAACCAUAUUUUGCUUGCAGCAAGAUCCAGAUUUGGAAUUUUUUGGGGUUGAUAUUGGUGCCAUUCAAGAUUAUGCCAAGAAAUGCGGUGAUAUUGAACACAUACGUGCUCAAAUAAGCAGGGACUUUGAUUCAUUUGAUUUACGGAUGCGGCUUCCGGCUGUGCUUAGUAAAUUGUACAAGGCUAUAAAUCGGAAUGGAGGUGUAACGUAUAUACAUUGUACUGCUGGACUUGGAAGAGCUCCUGCUGUUGCGUUGGCAUUUAUGUUCUGGGUUCAAGGCUAUAAACUUGGUGAAGCUCACAGAUUGCUGCUGAGCAAACGUGCAUGCUUCCCUAAAUUGGAUGCCAUCAAAAGUGCAACUGCUGAUAUUCUCACGGACCUCAAGAAGGAGCUUGUCACUUUGACAUGGGAAGACAGCAAGUGCUCUACGGUGGAAGUUUCUGGACUUGAUAUAGGGUGGGGUCAGAGAAUACCUUUGAAGCUGGACAAGGAACAUGAAUCAUGGACUCUUCAGAGAGAACUGCCGGAAGGACGCUACGAGUACAAGUAUAUAGUUGAUGGUGAAUGGACAAUCAAUGAAUUCGAGCUGCUAACGACUCCUAAUAAAGAUGGCCACAUCAACAAUUUUCUCCAUAUUGUGGACAAUGAUCCAAACAGUGUCAGUGCAGUAGUUCGAAAGAGGUUGACUAGCGAGAAUCCUGAUCUUACGAAGGAAGAAAGAUUGAAAAUUAGACAGCUUCUUGAAUCCUAUCCCGAUGAAGAGUGAACCAAAAAUUACAAUACAUGGCAUCUUGCAUUGUAUUCCUGUAAAAUUUGUUUGAAAUAAGCUUGUAUCAUAGCAAUAUGAAACUGUUGUGGAAUAGUUACAUUACAAUAAAUAAAAUUGUUUGCUUAAGUUCUUAUA
Molecule: messenger RNA, 1454 nt
Organism: Durio zibethinus
Lineage: Eukaryota; Viridiplantae; Streptophyta; Magnoliopsida; Malvales; Malvaceae
Source: RefSeq, a predicted model, not a curated record